Tarenaya hassleriana is the source of this 1311-nucleotide messenger RNA. RefSeq names its product probable E3 ubiquitin-protein ligase LUL2. The record is from RefSeq and is a predicted model, not a curated record. The transcript has 4 exons. Gene Ontology annotation, molecular function: ubiquitin protein ligase activity. Bases 1 to 1152 code for a protein of 383 amino acids. Lineage: Eukaryota; Viridiplantae; Streptophyta; Magnoliopsida; Brassicales; Cleomaceae. Gene Ontology annotation, biological process: protein ubiquitination.
AUGUUGCCGCAUAAUAUCGCCGUGACGACCCGAGAUUUAUCCGGCGGCGGAAAAUACAGCAUUCAUCGUACAACCACGUUUUGGGCCCCACCCCGGCAUCAUGGAAGCCGGCGAGACCAUCCUCCAUCGCCGCCGGUGAUUCACCCUCAGCCGGAGAUCUUUGGCAGCCAGUACGUAUUCGCCGCCGCGACGCCUUACCCGACCCGGUACCCUAACCCUAGUGCUCCGCCGCCUCUGCCACCGCUUGCUCCGCCGCAGUAUUAUCAGUACUCAGGGUAUUAUCCGCCGCCACCUCCGUCGAUUCCGACGCCGUAUCAUCAGAAUCCUCAUCAAUACCAUCACGGCGGUUGGGUUUCUCAUGGUCCGAUGAUGCCGCCGGCGACGCCAUUGCCGUACGUCGAGCACCAGAAGGCCGUGACGAUACGGAACGACGUCAAUAUUAAGAAGGAUACGCUGAGAUUGGAACACGAUGAAGAAAACCCAGGAAGGUUUUUGGUCUCCUUCACGUUUGAUGCUACUGUUGACGGCAGUAUCACCAUAAUGUUCUUUGCCAAAGAAGGUGAAGACUGUCGCUUGACAGCAACAAAGGAAGAUCUGUUUCCACCUGUGACAGUAAGUUUUCAGAAAGGUCUCGGGCAAAAGUUCAAGCAGCCUUCUGGAACAGGGAUUGACUUCUCGGCUGAGUUGCUCGAGGAAGCUGCUGAGGCAGAUAUGUAUCCUUUGGCUGUGAAGGCAGAGGCUUCAUCAUCAUCAUCAUCAUCUGUUGAAUAUAAUGACUCAGAGGAUAACCCUCUGUCUCCAACAUCUAACUGUCAGAUUACACAUGCGGUUUUUGAAAAAGAGAAAGGUGAAUACAAGACAAGAGUCGUAAAGCAGAUCCUAUGGUUGAAUGGGAAGAGGUACGUGCUGCAGGAGAUUUACGGGAUCGGUAACACAGUUGAUGAUAAUGUAGAAGAUGGGAACGACACCGGAAAAGAGUGUGUUAUUUGCUUAUCAGAGCCACGAGACACGACUGUCCUUCCUUGUAGGCACAUGUGUAUGUGCAGUGGUUGUGCAAAGCUUUUGAGGUUUCAGACAAAUCGAUGCCCCAUUUGUAGACAACCGGUCGAGAGGCUUUUGGAGAUAAAGGUUAACAAGGAUGGAGGGCAAUGAGUGAAGUGAAAGUGAAACCCUUCUGCAAAGUUCCUUCCCUUUGUUUUAUUGUGUGUUUUCAAUGUGAAGAAGAACCCCUCCCUGCUUGUCUAGCAAUUACACAACAAAGGGUAUGCUUGUGUGUAUAUAUAUAUAUAUAUAUAUAUAUGUCAUUGCACC